AUGGCGAAUUCAGACUAUGCCACUGCUCCAGUUCAAAUUCUCAGAGUCAACAACAGUACGUUUGCCUACAGACUCUUCGGCACCAGCAAGCAAGAAGACGACGUCCCUCUACUUCUACCAACGCACUUCCGCAGCCGCCUGGACUUCUGGGAUCCGGCCCUGAUCGACGCCCUCGCAUCUCAGCGGAGACUUCUUUUGCUAGACAACCACGGCAGUGCGGAUCCUCAGUCCCUCAAAGGCAGCAAAAGAACUGCAAGACUGGAUCCACGACGCACACAGACGUCCUCGCACUCGACGGCCUUGUCUUUCAAGUUCUGGGCAAGCGAAAUCAGUGCGUUGAUCAUGGCCCUCGGUUUUAAGCAAGUCGAUGUAUUGGGAUUCAGCAUGGGCGGCUUCAUCGGACAGAUGUUAGCCCUUGACGCGCCCCCAGGGUUGGUCAGAAAACUCAUCCUUGCGGGCACCGCCCCGAGUCAGGGACCAGGUGUAGAAAGCGGCGACAUGCACUGUUUCCAGAAUCUGACGAAUGCGACGACGGAUGGCGACGUCAAGGCUGGCUUCCUCGCCGGCUUCUUUGGACUUGGUGAAGAGAGACAGAAAACCGGGGAGAAAUGGUGGAACCGGAUCACGAGCUGCUCUUCGAUGUGGCCGUUCGUGUCGACCAACGACCUCGACGGACAAAUUACAGCGAUGAUGAGGUGGUACGGUCUCAACCACCGCGAUGAAGGCUCUUAUGACCGACUGGGCGAGAUCCGGUGUCCUGUCCUGAUCUUGUGCGGUCAGAGGGACAAACUUGUGCCGGAACAGAACAGCAUUCUGCUGUGGCAGAAGAUCAGCCAGACCAAUCCCAACGUACAUAUCCAUAUGUACCCGGAGUCGGGCCAUGGUUUUAUGUUCGAAUAUCAUCACCAUUGUGCGAGACUUGUCAAUGAAUUUUUGGAUGAAGAGGUAAAAGUGCAGUGUACAUGCGAGUACUGCCAAUAUUGA
Molecule: messenger RNA, 984 nt
Organism: Cladophialophora immunda
Lineage: Eukaryota; Fungi; Ascomycota; Eurotiomycetes; Chaetothyriales; Herpotrichiellaceae
Exons: 1
Coding region: 1-984 (327 amino acids)
Source: RefSeq, a predicted model, not a curated record